AUGUUGUACCCCCGCACUGUUGUUGGCACACUGGACUUCGUGAACGUGGUCAGCCUUCCUGCAGGAGUCACCGAGGUGCCAUCAAAUGUGGCCACUGUGUCUUCCCAGACAGCUUCACCCAGUGUGCAGCAACAGGUGGACGAUGUGGAUGUGUCGCCAUUGUCGGUUGGUGAACAGGGUCAGGUGAGGUCACUACUUGGACAUUACGCUUCAGUUUUCUCCACCAGUGACACCGAUCUGGGUUGUACUAACCUCAUCUCCCACGACAUUCCUUUGAUUGAUGAUACUCCAGUGGCGCAGCGUUAUAGGCGCAUUCCACCCUCAGAGUAUGAGGUGGUGAAGGAACACAUCAAUCAACUGCUCUCAUCUCAAGUAAUUCGGGAGAGUAGCAGCCCCUACGCGUCCCCGAUUGUGUUGUGGGAUCGCCUGCUUGAGAGGGAUGAUGUCCUGUACCGAAAAGUGUUCCGACCUGAUGGUGCUGAAGCCAUGUACCAGCUGUUGUUACCCAAUGUACUGAGAGACGAGGUCCUGACCCAAGUGCACCAAGAGCAUGGUCACCAGGGGGUGGAGCGAACACUGGCGCUUCUCCGGUCUCGAUGCUACUGGCCUGCUAUGUCCUCCGAUGUAGCCCGUUGGUGUCAGCAAUGUGAGAGGUGUCAAGUGGCCAAGGAUGUUCACCCAAGGGUGCACGGAGUCAUGGGACAUCUCUUGGCUUCCCGCCCCAACGAAAUCCUUGCCAUCGACUACACUACACUAGAGCCGGCCCAGAAUGGUCUAGAGAGCGUUUUGGUCCUUACUGAUGUUUUUAGUAAGUACACCAUGGCUAUCCCUACUCGGGACCAGCGCGCAACCACUGUAGCAAGGGUUUUGGUGUCAGAGUGGUUUUAUAAGUUUGGUGUCCCCGCUCGUUUGCAUUCUGACCAGGGCCGUAACUUCGAAAGCUCGCUCAUUCAACAAUUGUGUAACUUGUAUGGUAUCGUAAAAUCACGUACUACCCCGUACCACCCCGAAGGAAAUGGUCAAUGCGAGCGGUUUAACCGGACACUCCACAACCUGCUGCGUACUCUGCCAGUGUCUCGUAAAAGGGAUUGGCAUACGUGUCUUCCUCACGUCCUUUAUUGUUACAACACGACUCCCCACCAAUCAACGGGAGAAUCUCCCUUUGCCUUGAUGUUCGGGCAGGAACCAAGGCUACCACUCGAUUUCUUGUUGGGUAGGGUCGAGAGCCCGGUCGGGGGGUCCAUCCAUGAGUGGGUGCAAGAGCAUCAAGCCCGCUUGGAGGUGGCCUUUGAAGGCGCAAGGGAGCGCUUGAAACAUGCUGCCGCUCGGCGAAGGCGAGUCCAUGAUCAGCAUGUAAUAGAUUUGCCUUUGCAGGAAGGGCAGUUGGUGUACUUGCGCGACUUCAGGGCCAGGGGGCCCCAGAAGACCCGAGAUCGGUGGAGCUCGAUGAAGUAUCGAGUGUUGAGGAUGCCUAGAGAGGGUGGCUCAGUGUAUACUAUUGCGCCAGUAGACGAUGAGACAAAGGGCAGACAGGUCCACCGCACUAUGCUGAAGGCGGUCGUAGGGGUGGACUCACCUCGUCCUGCCUCUUCCCACAACUCGUCACCCAGGGACGAACCAUCUCCAGAAGAGGAGCCUCCAUUUGAGUAUGAUUUGUUAGUCCUUGACCAACGACCUAUUGUGGCAAAUUCUGCCAUACCAUCCGCCGGACCAAUUAUGUCCCAAGGGCCUUCAUCAAUUCCCAACCCGGGGGCAUCCUCAUGUUCUCCUUUGGUCACUUGCCCUGAUUCCAGCAACAUGGGUCCACGCCGGACCCCACGUCAAACGGCUGGUCAGCACCCGAAUGUGCAUCGUCUUCCGCGGCCUGCUGGAGAGGCGCAAGUGGCCAACCCUUCUGCUUCUGUGUCCAACUCAGUGUCUGCCUUGUUUAGACCCUGGAGUUAGCUUGUUGUGUUGAUCGUCGGGACGACGAUCCAAGAAGGUGGGGUAGAAUGUAGCAGGAUAGAGGUGCUAUCCAUGUUAGUCACGGUUAAGUACCACUAGUGGCCGUCAUGAUGUGGGCGGUAUAAAAGCAGCCAUCCUCCACCUGCCUCUUUCUUUUUGCGCUCCUGUCACUUGCGCGUCACUUCCGGGCCAAAAGGUAGUCUGGUCCGAUAGGGCGACUAUUUGUUGCUGCUUCAGGGUUUUCGUGCGAGCUAUGGUGUAAGUUCUUGUAAGCAAGUUAUUUUAAGUAUUCUUUCGUGGCAAUGUAGUUGAUGCUGUCUGAUGGCUAACGCUAGUGUGUUCUCAGGUAAACGCUGAUGACGGCCGGAGUCCUCUCUCACUCCCUCCUCCUGUGUGAACGCGAGUGUGUGUG
Molecule: messenger RNA, 2356 nt
Organism: Gadus chalcogrammus (walleye pollock)
Lineage: Eukaryota; Metazoa; Chordata; Actinopteri; Gadiformes; Gadidae
Exons: 2
Coding region: 1-1944 (647 amino acids)
Biological process (GO): DNA integration
Molecular function (GO): nucleic acid binding
Source: RefSeq, a predicted model, not a curated record